Molecule: messenger RNA, 2924 nt
Organism: Amborella trichopoda
Lineage: Eukaryota; Viridiplantae; Streptophyta; Magnoliopsida; Amborellales; Amborellaceae
Product: neurofilament heavy protein
Source: RefSeq, a predicted model, not a curated record
CUCCAACAACUCGCCUUUCCACUGUCCGAAGCCGCGGCUCCAACGGCUACUCUCUCUCUAUAAUACCCCAUUUCAAAAUCUAAGUAGACGUAGAGUGUCAGAUUCAGACCACCAACUGUCAAAAACCCUAAAAAUAACCAUCAGCUCCUAGGCUUUUUCUUCCGCAAAAGAAACUAGAGGCUUUCACAAGAGCUUCUCGAAGGCUUGCCAUGGAGGAGCUGAGGGCGAUUUUGAAGGAGGGUUUAUCUUUGAAUUACGAGGAAGAGGAGAUUUAUGAGACGAUACAGGCCCCAAAAUGGGUCGAUUUGCGGAUGGCUGAUCGAUUUCAGCCGGACGAUAAUGCCUGGUUUUGCCUUCAAGUUGGGUGUAACCAGAAGCAUGAGGAAGUUCUUGACCCAGCUGCUCUACGAAAAGCAUUCAUACUACGGGUCAUGGCAGCAAGAAGCCCCAACAAACCCCUCAGAAAGACAAGGAAUCAAGGAAGUCCUUGUGUGAAGUCUCCUCUUUCUGCCCCUGCAAAAUCAGUAAAGGACCGAACACCAGGAAAGAGUAAAUCCAGACUGUUUCCUCGAAUACUCGAGAGUGAAAGCUCCAAACAUGAAACCGCCACGAAACUAGACUUGGUUUCAAACAACUGCUCAACUCCAGAUAUUAAAAAAAAUCCAAGGCAUGAUCACACAAAAAGCAAGGCUUUGACAACUCCCCGAUACAAGAAGUCCUCUGCCGAACCCCAACCUUUUCAUAGUGCUCAGACUCGAAAAGGAACAGGGAUCAAUACGGUUAAGACUGGAAAAGUGGCUAAGGUUCUGGUGUUUCCCUCUCCAAGGAAGCCAAUUAAGAAGAGACACUCAUUGAAGGAUGUUACCCCCAUAGAAACUGAGAUGAAGAAGCUUGAGAUAAGCAGUGGAGCAAAGAAUGUUUCGGGCCAUUUCUGUAAAUCGUCUAGAUGUGCAUCCAAUGAUGCUUACUAUUCUAGACCUACCCCAGUUCCAGUAAAAUCGCUUCUAAGUACUUGCAAAGAACCUGGAGCAUCUUUACGCCUAACAAAGAAAAAGGUUCCGAGAAGCCUGCAAAAAUGCAACAGAUAUUUGGAUAUGAAAUCUCUUUCACCUAUCAAUGAAAGAAAACCUUAUCAGAAAGAUAAUAAGAAUGCAACAAAAGAAGACCAUAUAGAGCAGGUUGGUGAAGGAGGGAAUGGAUAUAGUAGUGACAUGGAGAUUGAUGGAAACUCGAGAAAAGGUUCAAUGGAAGAGGCUUCCUCUUCAAGUAUCGCUUCAAGAGAAGGGGAAUUAAAUAGGCAUGAAGAGGACCAAGAAACUGAAAAAGAAGGAAGGAGUGCAUCCAUUCCAGAAACAGAGUCAGAACCCCAUAAAGAAAACCUUGGGCCAAUAGCUGAAGAUUCAGAGCCAUCAUCCCUAAGUGAAUUGCUUCAAGUUGUGUUAAAAGAUGUGUUGCCCAUUGGUUCAACAGUUUUGGGUUCCAAUAGUUACCUGCUGGAGUCUAGCAUAACUGAUGAGAAGAUGACUUCCCCCAAUAGUGUCAACAAAAAUGCUGAACGCCUUGGGGAACCAGAUGCUCAUAAUCUGAAGGAAAAUAACAUCAGUGAUUGCCACGUUGGAAGUGAUCUGAGCCUGAAUGACAAGCAUCAUGUUCCUUCUGAUGAUACUCAAGUGACAAAAAAUCCUAUUCAAAUCUCUGAAAACAACACUCUUGCUCCCAUGGAUAACAACCAAGUGAGAGAAAGUCACUCUCAUAUCACUAAUAAACCUCUCAUUCCCUUGGAUGAUUCCCAAGUGAGAGAGAAUCCCAAUCGCUUUCCCAAAGAGAAGACAGCAAAACAAUCUUCUGGAAAUUCUGCCUUAGAUUCAGAAAAGGAGAAUGACGAUAAAGAAAACACUUCAGACUCAGCAAAUAACAGUAACAAGCUUAACUCAUAUACAUUUUGUUCCGAGGAAAAAAUGGGAAUUCAGGCUGACUGUGGAAACACCCAAAAGAUGGCGAACUGCCUACAGGUCAAAGCUUCUUCAGGAAAUCUAGCCACUGUUUAUGGAGCAAAGUAUAAGAAACCAAAGCCCACGAAUCCAAAGCCUUUCCGGCUGAGAACUGAUGAAAGAGGAAUUUUAAAGGAAGCUAACCAGGAGAGAAGGCUGCAUCUCCUUGCCACAUUGAAAGAAACAAACUCACAGGAAGGAAAGAAACAUGAAGUUCACCAACAAAUGCAGAGAGAUGAUAAGAAUCAUCAGCAACAUGGACCAUGCAGAAGUGACAACAGUAACCUCGGAGACAAUCAAACUAAGACAGAACCAAGAGUUCACAAGGAGAGACUGGGAUCCACCCAAUGCUAUGGAUCAGAAAAAUGCACAGAGAACAAAAUGGCUCUAAACACUCCCAUUCGCAGGAAAAAGUCGGAUGGAAACAAAGAUGAAGUAUCUGAAACUAAACAGAAACAGGCUGUUAAGCUUCUUCGUUCACCACAACCAGUCAAGCCUCAAAGAAGAACACCCUCAUCAAAUCCUAAGGAGCCAAAUUUACAUAGGACCCAUAUGCCAAAGACCUUCAUCAGAAAACCAGCAAGAGAGGUCUCCUAGCCAGGGCAAGUUGUAACGUGAACAACUCCAUUCAAUGUUCUGUUGAAUUUAUUCCAUUUCAUUUCUGUUGAAUUUGUUUUGUUUUUUUUCUUGAUUGAGUUGUGCUGAAAAUCAGCAAAGGUUAUGUAUGCCAUUAUAGGCGUUCAGGACUUCUAUACAUGGAUGAGGAAGAUAUGGCAUCUUCUGCAUUGUGAGUCCAUUAGUUCAAGAACAUAAAGAGAAAAGUUCUUGUAUAUUCGUGUCAUUGAUUAGCUGAAAGCGAAUUUGUGAUGCAGCUUUCUCGAGCCUGUUUGUAUUCAUUUGGAUUGACAAUAAAAAUAUACAUGCCAUUUAUCA